UGUCGGAGUGACGCGGUGGCCAUUGGCUGCUGAAGUAGCCGCUCUGAUAAGGACGAGCCAGACGCUGGGCUGAAGCAGACUUUGUCCAGGAGGGUGGAAUGAGCUCACAGUCUGCACCUGCCUGUCUGUGUGUCGGUCACUUCCACAGCUGUGUGAUGAGUGAACUGGACCAUAAGGGACUCAGGUCGUACAAUCGUUUUCAGAGUGACCUGCGCUGCACGAGAAGCUGGACUCCUCUCUGCUCAUGAGUGGGCGGUAGACAGUCCAGAGGAAGCCCUUUCACCUGCUCUAUAAACUCCUCUCAGUUUUACUGAAAGGUGGGGUCACUGUGCAGGAGAUUUCAGUGAAGCUGUGGGUUCCAGCAAGGACCACCAUGGAGACGAAGCUGAAGGAGCUGCGGCAGAAAUUGGAGAAGCAAUGCCAGGUCAACCAGGAGCUGCAGAACCACAACCAGGACCUGGAGAAGAGGUUGAAGGAGAAGGAGAGGCUGCUGGAGGAACUGCAGAGUCGUCUGGAUGAGCUGGAGGGUCAUUCCCCAAGGGAAAGCAAUGACGGUGUUCAGGAGGUACGGCAGAGCAGGACAGCAGUCAUGGCUCUGGAGCCAAUCCCAGAAGACCUGGACAUCCAAACCACUAAAGUCAAAAAGACUGCAGGUGAGAGAGCUCAGAUCAUAAAGGCCAUGGGGAAGAAUGACUUCCUGAGUCGUUUGGAUGAAGAACAGAUCAGCAUGAUGGUGGAGUUGCUGACCUCUCUGGACCGUUGCCCUGGUGACAAGAUCAUCAAAGAGGGCACAGAGGGCGACAGCAUGUACAUCGUUGCAGCCGGUGAACUCAAAGUUACUCAGUCAGGGCGCGACCUGCGGACUUUGACUUCUGGGGAUGUUUUUGGAGAGCUGGCCAUCCUGUACAACUGUAAAAGGACUGCAUCGGUUGAAGCGGUCACUGCUGUCAGGUUAUGGUGCAUUGACAGACAAACAUACAGAAGCAUCAUGACCAGCAAAUCCAAGAAGAAGCGAGAACAGCUGAUGGGCUUCUUAAAGACCGCUCGGACUCUAAAAGCUCUGAAUGAAGAGCAGCUCUCUAACAUCAUUGACUCUAUGGAGGAGGUCAAGUUUCAGGACACUGAGGUGAUCGUGCGAGAAGGUGCUGAGGGAGACACAUUUUACAUCAUCCUCAAAGGAGAGGUCCUGGUAACAAAGAAAGUGAACGGGCAGCAGAAAGUCAUCCGUAAAAUGGGCCAAGGGGAACACUUUGGAGAACUCGCCCUCAUACGUGCCAUUUUGAGGACGGCUACCUGCACGGCUGUGGGCGAAGUCACCUGCUUCUCCAUCGAUAAAGAGGUUUUUGAGGAGACCAUUCCUAUAGAAAGUCUGGAACUACAUGAUGAUUCAGAUCUGGAGAACACGGUCACUUCAGAGAAAGAGAGGUUUGAGUCUUCUCUAAAGCUGAAGGAUCUGAUCCCCAUCCUAUACCAGGAGGGCCGUUACCAAGGCGAACCCGUCACCCUCGGCCUGGGGGGUUUUGGACGAGUGGAACUGGUAACAACACUGCAUCAUGGGAAGUACUUUGCCAUGAAGAAGGUCAGCAAGAAGCUCAUAGUGGAGAAGCGUCAGGGACCCCAUGUCAUAUUUGAGAAGAGAAUUCUUCAGGAUAUUGAGAGUGACUUCAUUGUCCGGCUCCAUGCAGCCUUCAAAGACACACGGUACAUCUACAUGGUCAUGGAGUUCUGCUCAGGGGGAGAAAUCUGGACCAAGCUGAAAGAAGUAGGCCGUUUUGAUGAGAAUAUUGCUGUGUUUGUAUCGGCAUGUGUGGUCGAGGCCUAUGCAUAUCUGCACAAGAAAAAUAUCAUGUACAGAGACCUGAAGCCAGAGAACCUGAUGCUGGACUCUAAAGGAUACGUCAAACUGGUGGAUUUUGGCUUUGCUAAGGAGCUCAAGCGGGGCCAGAAGACAUACUCUUUCUGUGGGACCCCUGAAUACAUGGCCCCAGAGAUCAUUCAAAACCAUGGCCAUGACUUUGCUGCUGAUUUCUGGUCACUCGGUGUUCUUGUCUUUGAACUCCUGGUAGGCAGCCCGCCUUUCUCCAGCUCUGAGCCGCAGAAGAUUUAUGCCAAGAUUUUGGAUGGUGUGAUGAAGUUCCCCCCGUACAUGGGAGAGGGUGCUAGAUCUCUUAUUAACAAGCUCUGCAGACCCCGUCCAGGUCAGAGGUUAGGCAACACCAAAAACGGGAUCAAAGACGUCCGUCAUCACAGGUGGUUUAACAGUAUAAACUGGCACAAACUGAGGAUGGGACAGAUCGACGCUCCAACAAUCAGACUCAUCAGAAAGGGUCCCUGCUACAUAAACUUUGACCGCUUCCCUUUCGAUAAGACCCAGGCGGAGGAGGAGUUCUCCGGGUGGGAUCGAGAUUUCUGAGCAGGGGGACUUCCUCAGGCUUACUUACUUUCCAGAACUUUCUAAAACCGUUAUGUUGCCGUGCCUGAUUAUGAGACAUGGCGGUUAAUUGAAGACUACACUAGUGUUACGCCUUUGUCAUAAAGGUUCUUGGUAAUACUACUGGGUGGAGAUCUUUUCUUGGAUGUUGUAUGGUAAUGUUCUAAGCCAGGGCGACCUAGUCCUGGUCCUGGAACUCUACCAUCUUGGAGAAUUGAUAUCCAUCACACCUGGCUGUGAUAUACAGAAGCCCCUGAAGGUCUUCAUUACCCACAUUAGGUGUGUUAGGUUAGGAUUGGAGGGUGGUAGAUCUCCAGCUCCAGAACUCGGCACCCUUGUUCUGAAGCAGUAAUAUUUUUUUUAUGUUUUUGAUUGUUUACACUUUAUCUGCAUAGAAAAGUUGAUGUGUACAGAUGUGUGAUGAAUGUUCUUUUGCACAGAGAGGCACAUUUGUGUUAAUGUACACCUGGAUGAAGACAAGGUGGAUCUGCAUCUGCAUCGUUUAGAAGAACCUUUUUAUUAUCUCUACUGUAUUGUACUAUUGACUGCCACAGAUGCUACUUUAGUUGUGAUUUUGUGCACUUAAAUCUGAAACAAUCUGAAAACCUAUUAUUUCAAAACAUACUCCCUGUUUCAUCCUAACGCCUGUAUUUCACUGUAGAUUCACAUUCAAGUUAUAUACAGUUAAAUACAACAAAAGUCAGACUACCCUACAUUUAUUUCCAAUCAAAACAGCUGUUAAAUAUGAGUUGUUUAUGUUUCAGUAGAUAUUCCUGACAAGAUUAUAUGUGAGAUAAUCUAGGAAGGAAGGAAGCUUUUAUCUUAGAGAGAGAGGAGAAGAUCAAGCUCCUUCAGAUCUGAAAACAUGGGUCUGAAAGGAUGUGUAACUGUUCAAGAAGAACCUCACCGAGAAAAGGAGACGGACACAUCAAACAAAGAAGCUCAAC
Molecule: messenger RNA, 3378 nt
Organism: Pygocentrus nattereri (red-bellied piranha)
Lineage: Eukaryota; Metazoa; Chordata; Actinopteri; Characiformes; Serrasalmidae
Gene: prkg3
Product: protein kinase cGMP-dependent 3
Exons: 22
Coding region: 374-2413 (679 amino acids)
Biological process (GO): protein phosphorylation
Molecular function (GO): ATP binding; cGMP-dependent protein kinase activity
Source: RefSeq, a predicted model, not a curated record